AACACUGAGAGUGUCUAGAACAACUCAAAUCUAAAUUAAAAAAAUUAUUAGCGUAAAAAAAAUAUUACGAUGACAGGAGAAACAAAUGGCACUCAUGCUUCAGUACCAAAGUGGAUUGAAGCUAAACUUUUUGAAAAUGUCUUAGAAAAAAAUAUUGAAAACUAUCAAAAAAUUAAGGAAUUUAUUGUUAAACCUGGCAUGGCAGCGGGAGAAAAUUAUGCCACAGUUAUGUUGAAAGUGGAAAUUGAAGUUGAAUUGAAAAAUUUGUCUACAAAAGCUGUAAGUUUUAUGUUAAAAGUGAAUCAUGACAAUGAACAAAUACGUGAAAUGAUGAAAGGUCACGACAUAUUUGAUAUUGAGAAGUGCAUGUAUGAGGAAAUUGUUCCAGCAUUUGAGAAACUAUAUGCUGAUGUUGGAAUAGAAGUGAAUUUUGGUGCCAAAUCCUAUGAUCUACCCAGUAAAGAACAGUAUAUUUUAUUGGAAAAUUUAUGUACGCGUGGUUUUAAAAAUGCUAAUCGUCUGGAGGGUCUUGAUAUGGAUCAUACAAAAUGUGUUUUAAAAAAGUUGGCCCAAUGGCAUGCGGCUUCAGCAGUACUUGUUGAAACUAAGGGACCAUUUGAGCAGAAAUAUAUAGAAGGUUAUUUUCAAGAAGAAGGCAAAGAUGUUAUGAAGGCUAUGUUUGAGGGCAUGGGACAAAUUUUCAAUAGUUGUGCUAAAAACUACAGCAACUAUAAUGAGUAUGCAGAUGAUCUUAUCUCUACCAACACCACAAUGAUUGAUGCAUUCUACAAAGCGGCAAAACCUAAUCCAAACGAAUUUAAUGUUCUUAAUCAUGGCGAUUGCUGGUCGAAUAAUGUCAUGUUUCAGUAUGAUGCCUUCGGUAAAAUCAAGGAAACAUAUUUAAUUGAUUUCCAAAUGUCUAAAUAUGGUUCACCUGCUCAAGAUUUAUUCUAUUUUCUGCUAUCGUCGACAAAAUAUGAAAUCAAAAUAAAACAAUUCGAUUACUUUAUCAAAUUCUAUCAUGAUCAGCUGGUGGAGAAUCUUAAAUUGUUGAAUUACACCAAAAAAAUUCCCUCAUUAACGGAAUUACAUACAAUGAUGUACAAAUAUGGCAUUUGGGGCUUUUCUACAGUUACUGGUGUUAUGGCAGCUGUACUUUUAGAACCAACAGAUACUGCCAAUUUGGAGAAUUUCAUUGGUGAUUCGGAUGCAGGUUUGGCUUUUAAGAAAUUGAUGUAUUCCAACGAUCGUUAUCGCAAACAUGUGGAAGCGUUGUUGCCUUGGUUGAAAAAUCGCGGAGCUAUGUGUUUUUAAGGACUCGUUGCUAUAUAAUGUAAGAAGCAUUCAUACAGGAAAUUGUUCAAAAACUAUAGGAUUUGUUUGUCUUCAAUACAAGUUUCGUAGAAAAGUAUUUUUGUUGGCAUACAGAAAUAAGCGCUAUGUUUAAUAAUAAGUAUAAAAUUUAUUUUUUUUAUUUUCGUUGAUAAUCUUUCAGACUUUUAUCAAUCGAUAGUGAUUAUUAUUAUUAUGUAAUUUGUUAUUUAUUUUUUAUAUUUGUAUUUUCCGCCUUAUCAUACAUAUUGUAGCAUUAAAUAUAGUUAAAAUUAUAAGAGUGUAAAUAAACAA
Calliphora vicina (urban bluebottle blowfly) is the source of this 1626-nucleotide messenger RNA. RefSeq lists its product as uncharacterized. The record is from RefSeq and is a predicted model, not a curated record. NCBI's taxonomy places the organism in Eukaryota, Metazoa, Arthropoda, Insecta, Diptera, Calliphoridae. The transcript is spliced from 3 exons. The coding region runs from base 70 to 1314 and encodes 414 amino acids.